Messenger RNA from Peronospora belbahrii, 330 nucleotides. NCBI's taxonomy places the organism in Eukaryota, Oomycota, Peronosporomycetes, Peronosporales, Peronosporaceae. The record is from the annotation of a GenBank genome assembly.
AUGGACGAAAGCGAGUUUCGUUGCUUGCUAGAGCGCUACCCGGUGGUGCGCAAAAAGACACACUGCCGCGUGCAAUGGAAUGACAUGUACGAUGAAGAGCCAACAAAGCCUGUGAGUUCCGGUAUUUUUAUUUCUGCUGGAAGUGAUUGCGACAUCAAUCCAUUGGACUCGGUCGAAGACGCGUUGGAAAAGUUUCUGGCGCCGUAUUUCUCGUCGCAAGAGGCAGCGAAGAUCCAGCAACAGCUUGAAAAGACCCAGAGAGAUUUCGUCGCGAGUUUGUGUUUGGAGGAUGUGAAUGAUCUGUGCGCACAGUUUAUCACGACUAAGUGA